CGACUCUACCCGAAGACGGCCGAACGUGACUCUCGAAUUUCCGGCGCUCCGCCGAAGGCUUUCAUGAUGGCGCGCGUGUGAAAAUUGCAUUACCGUGCACAGCGAAAGUCAAAUCGUUCGAACCCGGGGAUCCGUCAUUUAUCUCGGAGAAAUCGACUCGGACGCGGUCGCGAGUUCUCUCGGACGAGUUUAUACGCGAUCGGGAGGCGCGUCAGUUGUCAAAGUCGUCGCGUCGCGCUCGUGCUCUUCCGCAUCGUCCGUCCGUUCCAUUUCGUUCGUACAGGCAGACCUCGCUCGUCGCGGACGCAGCCAUGCAAGCGCAACAGCAAACGCAACAGCAGCAGCAGCAGGGCCACCAGCAGAUAACGGGCACCAACGUGAUACUGAAAAUGAACGAGAUUCAGCAGCUGUCGACCGUCGGGUUGCUGGAACUUGCUCACAGAGAAUAUCAAGCAGGGGACUAUGAAAAUGCUGAAAGACACUGCAUGCAACUAUGGCGACAGGAAACAAACAAUACUGGUGUUCUUCUUUUGCUCUCUUCGAUACAUUUCCAAUGUAGAAGAUUAGAGAAAUCAGCACAUUACAGCAGCUUAGCGAUAAAACAAAAUCCAUUGUUGGCAGAAGCAUACAGCAAUUUGGGAAAUGUUUAUAAAGAGCGCGGACAACUGCAGGAAGCAUUGGAGAACUAUCGUCAUGCUGUCAGAUUGAAACCUGAUUUUAUUGAUGGUUAUAUCAACCUGGCUGCGGCACUCGUUGCAGCUGGUGAUAUGGAACAGGCCGUCCAAGCAUACGUUACAGCGCUACAAUACAAUCCCGAUCUUUAUUGUGUGCGGAGUGAUCUUGGUAAUCUUUUGAAAGCAUUAGCAAGACUUGAUGAAGCAAAGGCCUGCUACUUGAAGGCGAUUGAGACACGACCGGAUUUUGCGGUCGCUUGGAGCAACCUCGGCUGCGUGUUCAACGCACAAGGGGAGAUCUGGCUUGCGAUACAUCAUUUCGAGAAAGCUGUGGCCUUAGAUCCAAACUUCUUGGACGCAUAUAUCAAUCUGGGGAAUGUGUUAAAAGAAGCUAGGAUCUUUGACAGAGCUGUAGCCGCUUAUCUCCGUGCAUUGAAUCUCAGCCCUAACAAUGCAGUCGUACAUGGAAAUUUGGCAUGCGUCUACUAUGAGCAGGGGCUUAUUGAUCUGGCCAUCGACACAUAUCGUCGUGCUAUCGAACUCCAACCAAACUUCCCAGAUGCGUAUUGCAAUCUGGCAAACGCUCUUAAAGAGAAGGGCCAAGUGGUCGAGGCGGAAGAAUGUUACAAUACCGCCCUCCGGCUUUGUCCUACACACGCCGAUUCUCUCAAUAAUUUGGCCAACAUAAAACGUGAACAAGGGUAUAUCGAGGAAGCGACUCGCUUAUAUCUUAAAGCUCUGGAGGUAUUUCCCGAGUUCGCAGCUGCUCAUAGCAAUCUCGCGUCUGUCUUGCAGCAGCAAGGCAAACUAAACGAGGCUCUGAUGCAUUACAAGGAAGCGAUUCGCAUACAACCGACCUUCGCCGAUGCUUAUUCGAACAUGGGAAACACGCUCAAAGAGAUGCAAGACAUACAAGGAGCUUUGCAGUGCUACACACGAGCUAUACAAAUCAAUCCAGCUUUCGCCGACGCUCAUUCCAAUUUGGCAUCGAUCCAUAAAGAUUCCGGCAACAUUCCCGAAGCAAUACAGUCUUACAGAACAGCGUUGAAGCUAAAGCCAGAUUUUCCUGACGCCUAUUGCAAUCUGGCGCAUUGUCUGCAGAUAGUAUGCGAUUGGACGGACUACGAAGCUAGAAUGAAGAAAUUGGUGUCUAUUGUCGCCGAGCAACUGGAUAAGAACAGACUGCCUAGCGUACAUCCGCAUCAUUCCAUGCUGUAUCCUUUGUCUCACGAAUUCAGGAAGGCUAUCGCUGCUAGGCAUGCUAAUCUUUGUAUCGAGAAGAUCCAUGUUCUUCAUAAACAGCCGUACAAAUAUCCGCGUACGAUGGGCACACGCUUGAAGAUUGGAUACGUUUCGUCGGACUUUGGAAAUCAUCCCACCAGUCACUUGAUGCAAUCAAUUCCUGGCUUGCACGAUCGCGAAAAGGUCGAGGUCUUUUGUUACGCGCUCAGCGCGGACGACGGUACGACUUUCCGCGCGAAGAUCGCGCGCGAGGCCGAGCACUUCGUCGAUUUGUCACAGAUUCCGUGCAACGGCAAAGCCGCCGACCGUAUCAACGCUGACGGGAUCCAUAUCCUGGUGAACAUGAAUGGUUAUACGAAAGGCGCCAGGAACGAAAUCUUUGCCCUGCGACCGGCGGCGAUACAGGUCAUGUGGUUGGGUUAUCCUGGUACUUCCGGCGCAAGUUUCAUGGACUAUCUCAUAACAGACGAGGUCACCUCACCACUAGAGCUCGCCAACCAAUACAGCGAGAAGCUCGCUUACAUGCCGCACACUUACUUCAUCGGUGAUCACAAGCAAAUGUUCCCUCAUCUGAAGGAACGUUUAAUCCUGACGGAUAAAUUGAAUCAUAAAGGCAAGGUGGCCGAUAAUGUAGCCGUAAUCAAUGCCACGGAUCUUUCUCCGAUGAUCGAGAAUACUCUGAUAAAGGAGAUUCGCGAGGUAAUCGUACCGGACGCGAAGAAACAACCAGUCGAAAUUUCUCUCAAAGUCGCCGAGUUACCGACUACCACUCCGAUCGAAACAAUGAUAGCCUCUGGUCAAUGUCAGAUGUCCGUAAACGGUGUCGUCGUGCAAAAUGGUAUGACCACUACGCAGGUGAACAACAAAACUGCCACGGGCGAGGAGGUGCCUCAGAACAUUGUCAUCACAACCAGGCAGCAGUACGGCCUGCCGGAAGAUGCCGUUGUCUAUUGUAAUUUCAAUCAGUUAUAUAAAAUUGACCCGCUCACUCUUCACAUGUGGGCACAUAUCUUGAAAAAUGUGCCAAACUCCGUGCUGUGGCUACUACGUUUCCCGGCGGUCGGUGAACCUAAUCUCCAAUCAACGGCGCAGCAAUUGGGUUUAACGCCUGGCAGAAUUCUCUUCAGCAAUGUCGCUGCUAAAGAAGAACACGUAAGACGAGGCCAAUUAGCUGAUGUAUGCCUAGACACGCCACUUUGCAACGGACACACAACCAGUAUGGACGUUUUGUGGACCGGAACGCCAGUGGUUACACUACCGGGUGAGACUCUAGCUUCUCGAGUCGCUGCUAGUCAAUUGAACACUCUCGGCUGUCCAGACUUGGUUGCGGAAACACGACAAGAGUACCAAGACAUCGCUAUUAGGCUGGGUACUGAUAGAGAAUAUUUGAAAGCAACAAGGGCUAAAGUUUGGAAAGCGCGCUCGGAGAGCCCUCUAUUCAACUGCAAGCUUUACGCGAUGGGCAUGGAAAUGCUAUAUACAAAGAUGUGGGAGCGUGUUGCACGUGGGGAAAAUCCCGACCACGUAUCGGCUGUUGAUAAGAAUGACAACCAGAAAUCGUCAAAUAUGUCUUAAAAUUUUUCACCAGAUUCACACGAUCACUUUACUCCGCGAUUUUUCGUCUCCAGGAAAUUUUAGAGUUUACAGCUGUGGUUAAUAUAGCUACUCUUUCCAAUGAGAUCUUAUAAAAUUUCAUAUCUCUACUGACUUAUUGUUUUUGUAUGAUAAAUCACGAAGCUUAAAAUAGAUAUGAAUAUAUAUAUACAUAUAUAUACAUAUACAUAUAUAUAUAUAUAUAU
This is a messenger RNA of Nylanderia fulva, 3715 nucleotides long. It is a transcript of the gene sxc, whose product is annotated as O-linked N-acetylglucosamine (GlcNAc) transferase sxc. Lineage: Eukaryota; Metazoa; Arthropoda; Insecta; Hymenoptera; Formicidae. The record is from RefSeq and is a predicted model, not a curated record. Gene Ontology annotation, molecular function: protein binding; protein O-acetylglucosaminyltransferase activity. Gene Ontology annotation, biological process: protein O-linked glycosylation.